This is a messenger RNA of Lodderomyces orthopsilosis Co 90-125, 1008 nucleotides long. RefSeq lists its product as uncharacterized. Gene Ontology annotation, biological process: cellular response to amino acid stimulus; regulation of autophagy; positive regulation of TOR signaling. Gene Ontology annotation, molecular function: GTP binding; GTPase activity. Lineage: Eukaryota; Fungi; Ascomycota; Pichiomycetes; Serinales; Debaryomycetaceae. The coding region runs from base 1 to 1008 and encodes 335 amino acids. The transcript has a single exon. The record is from RefSeq and is a predicted model, not a curated record. Gene Ontology annotation, cellular component: Gtr1-Gtr2 GTPase complex; fungal-type vacuole membrane; nucleus.
AUGGAGGCUACAAUUGUACCCCCUCCGAAAGAUACCAAUGCAACUAUAUUGCUUAUGGGAUUGCGAAGAAGUGGUAAAUCCUCAAUAUGCAAAGUCGUUUUCCACAACAUGCAACCACUAGAUACAUUGUAUCUCGAAAGUACUUCCAAACCCACAAAUGAACAAUUUUCCUCGUUAAUUGAUUUGUCAGUAAUGGAGCUUCCCGGACAGUUGAACUACUUUGAGCCAAACUAUGACUCAGAAAGACUAUUCUCCUCCGUUGGUGCUUUAGUAUACGUUAUAGACUCGCAAGAUGAAUAUUUAAAUGCAUUGACAAAUUUAUCCAUGAUUAUUGAUUUUGCAUAUAGAGUCAAUCCAAAGAUAAAUAUAGAAGUUUUGAUACAUAAAGUCGAUGGGUUGAGCGAAGAUUAUAGAAUGGAUGCACAACAAGAUAUCAUGCAAAGAACAGGUGAUGAAUUACUAGAUUUGGGGUUGGAAGGAGUCCUGGUGAGUUUUUACUUGACUUCAAUCUUUGAUCAUUCGGUAUACGAAGCCUUUUCAAGAAUUGUUCAACGUUUGAUACCGGAAUUACCUUCAUUGGAACAUAUGUUGGAUAACCUCGUUCAACAUUCAAGUAUUGAUAAAGUGUUUCUAUUUGACGUUAAUUCUAAGAUAUAUGUGGCCACUGAUUCACUGCCAGUUGAUAUACAAACUUACGAAGUAUGUGCUGAAUUUAUUGAUAUAACAAUUGACUUGGAUGAUUUGUAUAUCGAAAAUGAUCAAAACAACAACAAAAGUGGAGUCAAAGGCGCUGAUGGAAAUAAAGAGUUAAGAUCAGUAAGUCAUUUAUCAAGUGGGUCUACAUUGUAUUUAAAGCAAAUGAUAAGAGGGUUGGCUUUGGUGGCAUUGAUACGAAAUGAGGGUUUUAAUGAUACAGCAGCCGAUUCAGAAAAAUCAUUGACAAUUAUAGAAUAUAAUGUUGACUUGUUUAAGCAGGCGUUGAUAAAGAUGUGGACGCCAAAACGUUAA